Molecule: messenger RNA, 1936 nt
Organism: Lampris incognitus (smalleye Pacific opah)
Lineage: Eukaryota; Metazoa; Chordata; Actinopteri; Lampriformes; Lampridae
Product: kynurenine 3-monooxygenase
Exons: 15
Coding region: 97-1515 (472 amino acids)
Biological process (GO): L-tryptophan catabolic process; quinolinate biosynthetic process; NAD+ metabolic process
Cellular component (GO): mitochondrial outer membrane
Molecular function (GO): NAD(P)H oxidase H2O2-forming activity; FAD binding; kynurenine 3-monooxygenase activity
Source: RefSeq, a predicted model, not a curated record
CGUCAUUUCGAAAAAAAGAAAAAGAAAGAAGUGUAUGUGAAACCACUUUUCGCCGGACACCGAGUUGGACAGUUUAACAAGAGGGGGCCAAACGCAAUGGAGGACACAACGGGCAAUACUACCAAGACGAAAGUUGUGGCUGUAGUGGGAGGUGGUUUGGUCGGUGCCCUGAACGCCUGCUACUUCGCCAAAAGAGGUUAUGAAGUGCAAGUCUUUGAAUCUCGGGAAGAUAUCCGCCAAGCCAAAGUUGUGAGAGGAAGAAGCAUCAACCUUGCGUUGUCUCACAGGGGCCGUCAGGCUCUGAAACAAGUUGGAAUGGAAGAGAGGAUUAUCUCAAAGGGGAUCCCCAUGCAUGCCAGGAUGAUCCAUUCACCUAGUGGGAAGCAGUCACCAAUUCCUUAUGGCAAGAAAGGCCAGUACAUCCUAUCAGUGGACAGAGCCAAUCUCAACAAAGUGCUACUAACAGAGGCAGAAACAUAUUCAAAUACAAAGCUGAACUUUGACCGCAAACUGCAGGACUGGAGCUCUGACACAGGGCUAAUGACCUUUGUCAGGUCUGAUGGGACCAUGGAGGAGAUCAGGGUAGAUUUAAUAGUGGGCUGUGACGGGGCCUUCUCUGCCAUCCGCAAACAGUUCCUUCGCCGCAGCCGCUUCAGCUACAGCCAAACCUACAUCCCUCAUGGGUACCUGGAGCUCACCAUGCCACCUAACAACGGAGAGUUUGCCAUGAAGCCUAAUUACCUGCACAUCUGGCCAAGAAACACAUUCAUGAUGAUCGCUCUGCCCAAUUUGGACAAGACGUUCACCUGCACCCUCUUCAUGCCCUUUGAAGAGUUUGAGAAAAUCACCACUGGAGAUGAAGUCAUAGAGUUUUUCCAGACAUACUUCCCCGAUGCAGUGCCGCUUAUAGGAGUUGAUGCUCUCAAGAGGGAUUAUUUCCGUUUGCCUGCCCAGGCCAUGGUGUCUGUCAAGUGCUCUACGUAUCACAUCGGAGACAAGUGCGUCCUCAUGGGGGAUGCAGCCCACGCUGUGGUGCCCUUCUAUGGCCAGGGCAUGAAUGCUGGCUUUGAGGACUGCCUCGUCUUUGAUGAAAUAAUGGACCAGUUCAACGAGGACUUGAGUGUUGUACUGCCUGAAUACACCAGAGUGAGAGUUCCAGAUGACCAUGCAAUUGCAGACCUGGCCAUGUACAACUAUAUUGAAAUGAGGGCUCACGUCAACUCCAAAUGGUUCCUUUUCAGAAAAUACCUCGAUAACGUCCUCCAUUUCUUCAUGCCAAAUACAAUAAUCCCCUUGUACACAAUGGUCACCUUUACAAGGACAAGGUACCAUGAAGCAGUGAUACACUGGCACUGGCAAGACAAAGUCAUCAGCCACGGUCUGCUGUUUUGUGCGACAGGGGCAGUUUUUGGGGGCUCUUUCCUGCUCAUUAAAAAUCUGCACAAUUUGCCCAACAUCCCCAAUAUCCCCACUGAGAAACUGUGGAACAGUCUGUUAGCUCUGAAGACCUCCUGAAGACAUCCGAAGACCUUCUGAAGACCACCUGAAGACCUCCGGCAGACUGCAUCAUUUCCAAUCCAAAGGAUGAAUGUAAUUAUGAUUACUGAUUUACAGUAAUUGAAGCACCAAUUUUUUUAUUUAAUGUGCUGUAAUGAAGACUGCGAACUCACCCAGGUGAUAAGCAUCGAUAUUAUGAUGUUAUAUUGUGUUUAUGAUAGUAUUUCGGUUACUUUUGGUAGAUGUUACGUUUUAUUGGUGACUGAGUUCAGAGUCGUUUCAGGGUUUUGGAUCGUCAGUCGGUUUACCAGUCAAACACCAUCACUACAGAUUGUGUAAACUUGGUUAAUAUGUUGCUGUCAAAGGAAGAUGAGCAUUGUUCAGUGGUUUUGAUUAUAUUAUCAGAGAAAUCUGCACAAUUAAAAUAUCAAUGAUACAA